GCCCUGUAUCGCAAUCAGAAGUAUGGCCGCAAGAAAGAGGCUUCUAGAUGGUUGCUCCUGAAAUCCUCACCUGGAAUGACGCCUUCUUCCUCCGACUCCUCCGCUGGCUCUGGAGCCAUGCCUUCCGCCGUCGACUCCUCUCCUACAAUGCCUUCCUCCUCCGGCUCACCUCCUUCCACUCCCGAUUUCUCCGACUCCAUUCCUUUCACGCCUUCCUCCGUCGACUCCUCGCAAGGAUCUUCUGCUGGAGCUCGACUGGUUCUCCUAAAUGCCCUUCCGAUUGUGUCAGCGACAUCUGUGGCUCUCGUUGCUGGUGUGCUGUUCGUUGUCUGCCGGCGGCAGAGAGACGACAAGACCUCGCCGUCGUUGUCGUCGGCUAAGGUCCACGUGUUCAAGGUCUCGCAGUCAUCGUCGUCUUACAAUGGCAUGCCCCUGAUCCUCAGUGCGAACACUGUGACAGACUUCCGUCUCUGUGACCUUCAACGGUGCACUAACAACUUCGAUUCGAGGUAUCGGAUUGGAUAUAGGGGCGCGUGUUACACCGUUUACAGGGGCCAGAUCGACAGCACGGAUCUGGCAAUCAAGGUUAUGGAGGAGACACAUCCACUACGAGAAACGAUACGGAGACAGUUUCUGGCGGAGGUGACCACUCUGAGCCGCGUGCACCACCCGAAUCUUCUCAAGGCCGUGGGCUACUGUGGCGAGGGGGACAAGUGUAUACUGAUCGCACACGCUCUGGAGUAUCUGCAUUACGGCACCUAUCCUCCGCUGAUCCAUGGGAGCUUAAGCAGCUACUGUGUUCUUUUGUCGGUUGGCGCUGAAGAGGAACUGCGUGCUGUUGUCACCGAUUUCGGCAUUGGCACCCUCUACCGGGAACUCGUACACUCGAGGGAGUUCGGCACGUGCGACGACACCGCGCCGGAGUACAGCAGCACGGGUGGUUACCUUGCGCAGAAGUACAGCACCACGUGCGACGACCAUGCGACGGAGUACAGCAGCACGGGUGGUUACCUCGCGCCGGAGUACCUUACGCGGGGGAUGUAUACCCCAAAGAACGACGUGUACGGUUUUGGAGUAAUGCUUCUCGAGCUAUUGACAGGUAAGCCGGUGAUAAGGCCAGCAUCCGGGGAUCAUCGAGAAGUGCUACGUUGCUGGGUGGAACAGUCUUACACUGACACGAGCUCGGACCUGAUGCAAUCGUUCGUUGACCCCUACCUGCGAGACGAAGUUGGGAGCAGUACCGCCCUCAUGAACACGGUGGCGAAGGCAGCCUCGUUGGCGAUGGAGUGUACCACGGUGGAGACCAGGGAGAGGCCGACGAUGAUGUUCACAGUCGUUCGAAGAUUGAGGGAGGUGUCUCAGGUGAUGCCCGAGGUCAAGAAAGGGAGAUUCGAAACGAGCGGGAAUGGCACCUGAUCUUCUUGCGAUUAUCCCAUCGUAGAUGGCACACUGCG
This is a messenger RNA of Chara braunii, 1454 nucleotides long. The record is from the annotation of a GenBank genome assembly. Lineage: Eukaryota; Viridiplantae; Streptophyta; Charophyceae; Charales; Characeae.